Messenger RNA from Plectropomus leopardus (leopard coralgrouper), 5922 nucleotides. The record is from RefSeq and is a predicted model, not a curated record. NCBI's taxonomy places the organism in Eukaryota, Metazoa, Chordata, Actinopteri, Perciformes, Serranidae.
CAGUUUAAAAAUAAGUUUGCAGUCAUUAGUGGGCCGGAUUGGCAGUGUGAAAAAGGACAGUUUUUAGAUUUGAUUGAGGCUUCUCUUACAUAAUCUAGGAGGUUAUUUCAGAUUUGUGCUGCAUGAUAAUAAAACGCUGCUUCACCGUGUUUUUCUUUAGCUCUGGGGACGGUCAGUAGGUCGGCCCCUAUUAUCUGAGGGCCUUUGAGGGUUCAUAUGCAUAAGCAUCUCAGAGAUACCUUGUAUUUUUUGUUUUUUUUAUUAUAGUGAGUAUUUUAGAGUGAUUUAAGGGGCUUAAGACGCUCAAAAACUCACCAAACUUUGCACGCAUAUCAGAACUGGAAAAAUGUUGAUAUUUUAUGGGUGUGAUUUGGUUUACAAAUGAUGCACAGCAAGAUGACAUAUCAUUAGUGUGUUCUUCGGCUCUACAUGGUUAAGUUUCACGUGCACUGCGCCUGAUGUUCUGCUGCUCCAUCUCAUCCCAGAGUGCGCUCUGCGCUCUGACAGAGUGGCGUUAUAAAUAACUAAACAGCAUAUGUAGUGCAAAAUUACUCCUAAUUAACAGUUCAGCAGUAAAAAGAAAAUCUGCUUGUGGUGGCUGGUAUUUUAUUUGUGGCAGUCUGCUACAAAUGAAUGAAUGUGUUGGAAACCAUGGAAGAUAUGUAAUUACAGUUUUGUUUUUUCACCUUUUGUCCUCAGAGUGCAGAUAUGGCUGCUGCCAGCUGUCUGCUGACUGAAGAUCAGUUUCUCUGCUCCAUCUGUCUGGAUGUCUUCACCAAUCCAUUUGCCAUACCAUGUGGACACAACUUCUGCAAAACCUGCAUCACUGACCACUGGGAUAUUAAUGACAAGUGUCAGUGUCCCAUCUGUAAAGAGGUUUUUGAUCCAAGACCUCAACUGCGGGUCAACAUUUUAAUCUCUGAGAUGGCUGCUCAGUUCAGACAGUCGGCUAAACAGAAAACCAGCAGCAGCAGCUCAGAGCAACAAGAGUCCAAACCAGGAGAAGUUCCCUGUGACGUCUGCACUGGAGCCAAACUGAAGGCCCUGAAGUCCUGCCUGGUGUGUCUGACCUCCUACUGUGAGACUCACCUGGAGCUUCAUCUGACAAAGCCAGGUCUGAAAUCACAUCAGCUGACCGACCCUGUGGAAAACCUGGAAGGCAGGAUGUGUGCGAAGCACAAUAAACUGCUGGAGCUGUUCUGUAAGACCGACCAGACCUGUGUCUGCAUGCUGUGCUCUAUUUCAGACCACAAGACACAUGACGUUGUCCCUGUGAAAGACGGAUAUGAAGAAAAGAAGGUAGAGCUGGGGAAGACAGAGGCGGAAAUGCAGCAGAUGAUCAAGAAGAGACGACUGAAGAUUCAGGAGAUCAAACGCUCAGUGAAGCUCAGUAAUGAAGAAGCAGACAGAGAGAUAGCAGAUGGUGUUCAGGUCUUCACCGCUCUGAAGGAGUCUGUUGAGAGAAAACAGGCCGAGCUCAUCGACGCGAUCAAAGAGAAGCAGAGACAGACGGAGAUACAGGCUGAAGGCUUCAUCAAGGAGCUGAAACAGGAAAUCUCUGAGCUGAGGAAGAGAAGCACUGAGGCGAAGCAGCUCUCACGCUCUGAAGACCACCUUCAUUUUCUCUUAGACUUCCCGUCCUUGAAUGCUGCUCCACCCACCAAGAGCUGCAAAGAAGUCAGCGUCCAUCCAUCUUCAUAUAAGGGGACUGUGGUGAGAGCUGUGAGUCAGCUGGAGGAGACGCUCAGUAAACAGACGCAGAAGCUGUUUGAGACCGAGCUGAAGAGGCUCCAGCAGUAUGCGGUGGAUGUGACUCUUGAUCCUGAGACAGCGCAUCCUGAACUCAUCCUGUCUGAUGAUGGAAAACAAGUUGAACAUGGUGAUGAAAACUAUAAACUCCCAAACAAUCCAGAGAGAUUUGUUAAUUAUCCCUGUGUCUUAGCAAAGCAGAGCUUCUCUUCAGGAAAAUUUUAUUAUGAGGUUCAGGUUAGAACGAAGACUAAGUGGGAUUUAGGAGUGGUCGGAGAGUCGAUCAACAGGAAGGACGAUUUCACACCGAACCCUCAGGAUGGUCACUGGAUGAUAUGGUUGAGGUAUGAAAAUGAGUACUACGCUGCCCCCUCAGUCCGUCUCUCUCUGAAGUCUCGGCCUCAGAAGGUGGGGGUGUUUGCGGAUUAUGAGGAGGGUCUGGUCUCCUUUUAUGAUGUUGACACUGCAGCUCUUAUCUACUCCUUUACUGACUGCUGCUUCACCGAAAAACUCUACCCGUACUUCAGUCCUUGUUACCAACAACUGCAACCAUUCAGUGAUAUCUUUUCAAAUAAUAUAAACACUGCCCCUCUGAUCAUAUCUGUUAGUGCAGAUAUGGCUGCUGCCAGCUGUCUGCUGACUGAAGAUCAGUUUCUCUGCUCCAUCUGUCUGGAUGUCUUCACUGAUCCGGUCACCAUACCAUGUGGACACAACUUCUGCAAAACCUGCAUCACUGACCACUGGAAAUUAAAUGUCCAGUGUCAGUGUCCCUACUGUAAAAAAGUUUUCAACACCAGACCUGAGCUGCAGGUUAAUAUUUUCAUCUCUGAGAUGGCUGCUCAGUUCAGACAGUCAGCUCAACAGAAAACCAGCAGCAGCAGCUCAGAGCGACAAGUUUCCAAACCAGGAGACGUUCCCUGUGACGGAGCCAAACUGAAGGCCUUGGGAAAAACAGAGGCUGAAACUCAGCAGAUGAUCCAGAUAAGAAGACUGAAGAUUGAUGAAAUCAAACGCUCAGUGAAGCUCAGUAAUGAAGAAGCAGACAGAGAGAUAGCAGAUGGUGUUCAGGUCUUCACCGCUCUGAAGGAGUCUGUUGAGAGAAAACAGGCCGAGCUCAUCGACACGAUCAAAGAGAAGCAGAGACAGACGGAGAUACAGGCUGAAGGCUUCAUCAAGGAGCUGGAGCAGGAAAUCUCUGAGCUGAGGAAGAGAAGCACUGAGGUGGAGCAGCUCUCACGCUCUGAAGACCACCUCCAUAAUUUCCGAAGCUCACCAUCUCCGAACACCGCUCCACCCACCAAGGACUGGACCAAAGUCAGUGUCCAUCCACCUGCGUAUGAGGGGACUGUGGUGAGAGCUGUGAAACAGCUGGAGGAGAUGAUCAGUCAAAAGAUGAAGAAGCUGUUUCAAGCUGAGCUGAUGAGAGUCCAGCGGUAUACUGUGAAUGUUACACUUGAUCCUAAACUAGUGCAUCCCAAACCCACCCAGUCUAAUGAGAGAGAAAAGGGAAAUCAGGAUAAUGACUGUAAAUGUGUCUUAUCAAAGAAGGCUUUCACUUCAGGAAGGUUUUACUUUGAGGUUCCAGUUGACACAUGGUCUUACUGGACUUUGGGAGUAGCCAGAAAGUUGACCAACAUGAAGGAAAAAAUAACACUGAGCCCCUCAAAUGGCUACUGGACUGUAUUUCAUAACAAACGAGGCUGGUACUUUGCUUCUGCUGACCCAAGAGUCUGUCUCUCUCUGAAGUCUCGGCCCGAGAGGGUGGGGGUGUUUGUGGAUUAUGAGGAGGGUCUGGUCUCCUUUUAUGAUGUUGAUGCUGCAGCUCUUAUCUACAUCUUUAGUGGCUGCUGCUUCUCUGAGAAAAUCUACCCAUUCUUCAGUUCCUGUUCAAAUGAUGGUGUUAAAAUCCAUAGCAGCGACAGUGGUUGUAGUGCAGAUAUGGCUGCUGCCAGCUGUCUGCUGACUGAAGAUCAGUUUCUCUGCUCCAUCUGUCUGGAUGUCUUCACUGAUCCAGUUGCCAUACCAUGUGGACACAACUUCUGCAAAACCUGCAUCACUGACCACUGGGAUAAUAAUGACCAGUGUCAGUGUCCCAACUGUAAAGAGGUUUUUGAUCCAAGACCUCAACUGCGGGUCAACACUUUAAUCUCUGAGAUGGCUGCUCAGUUCAGACAGUCGGCUAAACAGAAAACCAGCAGCAGCAGCUCAGAGCAACAAGAGUUCAAACCAGGAGAAGUUCCCUGUGACGUCUGCACUGGAGCCAAACUGAAGGCCCUGAAGUCCUGCCUGGUGUGUCUGACCUCCUACUGUGAGACUCACCUGGAGCCUCAUCUGACAGCUUCAUGCCUGAAAUCACAUCAGCUGAUCGACCCUGUGGAAAACCUGGAGGACAGGAUCUGUGCGAAGCACGAUAAACUGCUGGAGCUGUUCUGUAAGACGGACCAGACCUGUAUCUGCGCAGUCUGCCACGUUUCAGACCAUAAAACACAUGAUGUUGUCCCUGUGAAAGAAGGAUAUGAAGGAAAGCAAGUCGAGCUGGAGGUUGAAAUGCAGCAGAUGAUCAAGAAGAGACAACUGAAGAUUCAGGAGAUCAAACGCUCAGUGAAGCUCAGUAAUGAAGAAGCAGACAAAGAGAUAGCAGAUGGUGUUCAGGUCUUCACCGCUCUGAAGGAGUCUGUUGAGAGAAAACAGGCCGAGCUCAUCGAUACGAUCAAAGAGAAGCAGAGACAGACGGAGAAACAGGCUGAAGGCUUCAUCAAGGAGCUGGAGCAGGAAAUCUCUGAGCUGAGGAAGAGAAGCACUGAGGCGAAGCCACUCUCACGCUCUGAAGACCACUUCCAUGUCCUGCAAAGCUUCCCGUCCCGUAAUGCUGCUCCAACCACCAAGAACUGGACAGAAAUCAACGUCCGUCCACUGUAUGAGGGGACUGUGAGCAAAGCUGUGAAUCAGCUGGAGAAGACAAUCAGCGUAGAGAUGAAGAAGCUGCUGGCCAAGGUCGAGCUGAAGAAGAUCCAGCGGUGUGCGGUGGAUGUGACACUCGAUCCUGAUACAGCACAUCCUGAACUGAUCCUGUCUGAGGAUGGAAAACAAGUUAAACAUGGUGGGACACAGGAGAGUGUCCCAGACAACCCAAAGAGAUUUGAUAUGUGUGUUUAUGUCUUAGCCAAGCAGAGUUUCUCUUCAGGGAGAUUUUAUUAUGAGGUUCAGGUUAAAGAGAAGACUGAAUGGACUUUAGGAGUGGCCGAAGAGUCGGUCAACAGGAAGAAAAGCAUCGCAGUGAGUCCUCAGAAUGGCUACUGGUCAAUAUGUUUGAGAGAUAACUACUACUAUGCUAAUACUGGUUCUAAUAACUAUCUGUCUCUGAACCCUCAGCCUCAGAAGGUGGGGGUGUUUGUGGAUUUUAAGGUGGGUCUGGUGUCGUUUUAUGAUGCUGAUACAGCUUCUCUUAUCUACACAUUUAAAGGUUGCUCCUUCACUGACAACCUCCACCCAUUCCUCUGUCCCAGUGUUAAGAAUGGUAUUAAAAACUCUGCCCCUCUGAUCAUCUCUCCUGUCAGUCAAACUAAGUAGAAUAACAGCUCAGUUUUCUAUAAACAUGCCAUUUAUUGUAAAAACAAUGUAAAAUAUACCCACAAGCAGCAAAUCCAAGGUUCAAGCCAAUAUGGACCAUUAGAAGUUAGAAGCUGCAAAGGAUGCUGUUUGAUACGCUGCCGGGUGUCGUCAGUUGAGACGUGGCUGAACGAAACCUUUCGAGUCUGCAUGAUAUGCCGCUGUAAUAUCAGGAGCAGAAAGGUCCCUAUAGUGUAGGCAGGAGGAGCGGUGGAUGGGUCCAACAAACCCUGGUCUUUCACCUGGAAUAUAUAUAUAUAUACUGUAUAUUCUUGUAAUGUUAUGACUGUCUUUGUUUUCUUAGCUAUUUUCUUGUUUACAUUACUUAUCUAAUGAUUUCCACCUGUUUGUUUGAGACAAAGCACCACAAAUACUGUAAUUAUUAAGAAGUUAAUCAUAAGUGCAAUUAAUCAACAAUGCAUUGCCAACAGUUCUUUUUUUUUUAAACUUUAAUCACUAAUGUAGAAAGUGUUAGAUUUUGGUUCAGUUACUGAGAGAAACUGUAUGAAUAAGUAAGUAAUCACACAGCAUUUGUUUUCAAUCAAUAAAGAAAAUUUGAAAUAA